GAUCUUCCACUCACAUUCAUUCCCCUUUGAUCAUCACUAUAGUCGGUAGAUCCGACAAACCUAUGAGGAUACGAGCCGGCAUCACAUCGUAUUGAAACAUCACGACCUUUAAUUAAUAUCCGAUUAAUGCCAAGUCAUGAACCGCUCAAGGUACCUUCCCCAGGGUUACUCUGUUAGUCCCUAUCCGCCUCAGUCCUAUGGCGGCAUCCCUACGACGGCGCCACCACAGUCAAUGCCGGGCAUGAUGCCCACGCAGCCGCUCGCCAUGGCACCUCCAAACUAUGGCAGCAUAAGCCCUCAACAGGGAAUGGGCCAGUCCCCGAUCCCCAACCAGUUUUCGCCCAACCCCGUGUGGACAGCAACCUUCCAAGGCCCCAUCAUCGAGGACCUUAUCGCGCCUCCAAUGGGGAUACCUUCGGCAUCACCACCUAUAAACGCCUUCCCGCCUCGCAUGAUGCCCAUGCACCCGGGCGCGAUGCCCCAGGUGCAAAACGUGUUUGGCGUGCGCCAGCCGCUACCGCCCCAGUUUGCGGGGAUGCAUAUGGCCGGGCCGAUGCAGGGCAUGCACCCGCAACCGACGACGCGCAUGAUGGGCACUUACCCGCCGUACGGCGUCGCCGGGCAUCACCAGCCGCCACCGCCUCCGCAGCAGCAGCCGAUUGGAUUGGGCUUUCAUCAUCCCCAACAGCGAGGUUUUGACCCAUCCCCUGUGUUAGCCAGGCCGACGAUGGAUACCGGGUUCCCCGGUGCUGCUGGAGACGCGCCGGCCCCUGGGGGAAUGCAACAGAUGGGUUCUCCGCCGAUGGGUGGGAGCCCCGGAGGAAACCCGACCAUGGAGCCGCUUACACACGAAGACGGCUCAUUGGCCGGGUUUUUGUCGCCUGAUUUAAGCUAGGCUCUGAGGACUUUCUGACUUGUACAUGCAAGGGAGGAGAUGAUCAGGGCGAGAUGAGUUAAUGGGACAUAAUCAUGCUGUUGACGCGAUAAUACGGUGCCUCGCCGGUGUGAUUCUUCCUCUCGAGCGUCCGAGCCUUCCUCAUUGCCGAACCCCGUCGGACCUUCUCAGUCAGGAUACAAAAGAGAUUACUGGGAUAUGAAACGCAAAACAAUCUCAUGCAUGUUGGGCGCUGGGAGUUUGUC
Canariomyces notabilis is the source of this 1140-nucleotide messenger RNA. RefSeq lists its product as uncharacterized. NCBI's taxonomy places the organism in Eukaryota, Fungi, Ascomycota, Sordariomycetes, Sordariales, Chaetomiaceae. The coding region runs from base 137 to 895 and encodes 252 amino acids. The transcript has a single exon. The record is from RefSeq and is a predicted model, not a curated record.